AACCUGUUUCUUUAUCCAAAAAAAAAAAAAAAACUAUGGGCAUGUUCCACGAGUACAAAACGACCAUCUCGGCUGGAGAUACGGUGAUCAUAUACCUGACGCCGGACUCGAUGUAUCCCCUGACGAUGACACCCGGUGCUGUGCAGAACAACAAAUUUGGCAGCUUCAAGCAUGACGACAUGAUUGGCAGCAAGUUUGGCACGAAAAUGCGGUCGCAUACGGGCCGCGGCUUUAUCUAUCUCUUGCACCCGACGCCUGCUCUGUGGACGCAAGUGGUGCCACACCGCACCCAGAUUCUGUAUCUCCCAGACAUUUCGUUCAUUUCAUCGUACUUGGACCUGCGGCCGGGCAAGAUCAUGAUUGAGUCUGGCACGGGCAGUGGGUCGUUCUCGCACUCAAUCGCACGCACGAUCGCGCCCACGGGCCAUCUGUACACGUUCGAAUACCAUGAGCUGCGCGCAACGACUGCUAAGCAGGAGUUUGAGGAGCACGGAUUGUCCGAUAUGAUUACGAUGGAGCACCGGGAUGUUAUCGCUAAUGGAUUUGGCAAGACGGAUCUGGCAGACGCGGUGUUCUUGGACCUGCCGGCGCCUUGGGAUGCGGUAAAAGCUGCCAAGGAGGCGCUGCGCAAGGACACCAUUGGCAGGAUAUGUUGCUUCAGCCCGUGUAUUGAGCAGGUGCAGCGCACGGCAGUGGCUCUGAACGAGCACGGGUUUUCGGACAUUCGCAUGUAUGAGUGUUUGGCCAGGGAGCACGAGGUGCGCUCGGCACCGGUGCCUGAUAUUGAGACGGCUAUUGGUGGCGAGAAGGUCAACUUCAAGAUGUCCAAGAGUGACCGUAACAAGAAGCGCAAGCUAGAAGCGGGAUCGGCGGAGCCCUCGGGUGAGGAAUCAGCUAAGCUGCCAGAGGUGCUGGUGUCGAAGCCAACCGAUAUCACGCGCGGCCACACUAGUUAUCUGACAUUUGCCAUUCUGGCGCCAGUGGAUCAGCAAUAGAAAGCUAUUUUUGAGAUGUCCAGAAUAAACCAGCU
Molecule: messenger RNA, 1030 nt
Organism: Linderina pennispora
Lineage: Eukaryota; Fungi; Kickxellomycota; Kickxellomycetes; Kickxellales; Kickxellaceae
Product: tRNA methyltransferase complex GCD14 subunit
Exons: 1
Coding region: 36-995 (319 amino acids)
Biological process (GO): tRNA methylation
Cellular component (GO): nucleus; tRNA (m1A) methyltransferase complex
Source: RefSeq, a predicted model, not a curated record